GAAUUUCUGUUUUAUACAGAGCUGCUUUGUGACCUGUUGGAUUCCUAGCAGACGUUUACUUGUCCAAGUCAGUAGUGAAAAUGCAUGUUAAGUCAAUCAUCCUUGAAGGAUUUAAGUCCUAUGCUCAGAGGACUGAAGUCAAUGGUUUUGACCCCCUCUUCAAUGCUAUCACUGGUUUAAAUGGUAGUGGGAAAUCCAACAUACUGGACUCCAUCUGCUUUUUGCUGGGCAUCUCCAACCUAUCUCAGGUUCGGGCUUCUAAUUUACAAGAUUUAGUUUACAAAAAUGGGCAGGCUGGUAUUACCAAAGCCUCAGUGUCAAUCACAUUUGAUAAUUCUGACAAAAAGCAAAGCCCUUUAGGAUUUGAGGUUCAUGAUGAAAUUACAGUAACAAGGCAGGUGGUUAUUGGUGGUAGAAAUAAAUAUUUAAUCAAUGGAGUAAAUGCAAACAAUACCAGAGUACAAGAUCUCUUCUGUUCUGUUGGCCUUAAUGUUAACAACCCUCACUUUCUCAUCAUGCAGGGCCGAAUUACAAAAGUAUUGAAUAUGAAACCUCCAGAGAUUUUGUCCAUGAUAGAAGAAGCAGCUGGAACCAGGAUGUAUGAGUACAAAAAAAUAGCUGCCCAGAAAACUAUAGAAAAAAAAGAGGCUAAGCUGAAAGAAAUUAAGACGAUACUUGAAGAAGAGAUUACUCCAACCAUUCAAAAAUUAAAAGAGGAAAGAUCUUCCUACUUGGAAUACCAAAAAGUAAUGAGGGAAAUAGAACAUUUGAGUCGUUUAUAUAUUGCCUAUCAGUUUUUGCUGGCUGAAGAUACAAAAGAACGCUCAGCUGAGGAGUUAAAAGAAAUGCAAGAUAAAGUUGUAAAGCUUCAAGAAAAAUUGUCUGAGAAUGAUAAAAAAAUAAAAGCACUUAGUCAUGAAAUAGAAGAGUUGGAAAAAGGAAAAGAUAAGGAAAUUGGAGGUAUACUCCGAUCUUUAGAAGAUGCUCUUGCAGAAGCUCAGCGAGUUAAUACUAAAUCUCAAAGUGCCUUUGAUCUCAAGAAGAAAAAUCUGGCAAGUGAAGAGAACAAACGCAAAGAGCUAGAGAAAAAUAUGAUUGAGGAUUCCAAAACUUUAGCAGCAAAGGAAAAAGAGGUUAAAAAGAUAACAGAUGGGCUGAACGCCCUUCAGGAAGCAGGUAACAAAGAUGCUGAAGCUUUGGCUGCUGCACAGCAGCACUUCAAUGCUGUUUCUGCCGGACUGUCUAGCAGUGACGACGGGGCUGAAGCAACUCUUGCUGGUCAAAUGAUGGCCUGUAAAAAUGACAUAAGUAAAGCUCAGACAGAAGCCAAACAGGCUCAGAUGAAGUUGAAACAUGCCCAACAAGAAUUAAAGACUAAACAGGCUGAAGUUAAGAAGAUGGAUAGUGGCUACAGGAAGGAUCAAGAAGCUUUAGAGGCUGUGAAGAAACUUAAAGAAAAACUUGAAGCCGAAAUGAAAAAGCUAAAUUAUGAAGAAAACAAGGAGGAAGGACUUCUGGAAAAGCGCAGGCAGCUAUCUCGUGAUAUCAGUAGACUGAAAGAAACAUAUGAAGCUCUCUUAGCCAGAUUUCCUAAUAUUCAAUUUGCCUACAGGGAUCCAGAGAAGAACUGGAAUAGAAAUUGUGUGAAAGGACUUGUAGCUUCUCUGAUAAGUGUGAAAGAUACUUCUGCAACCACAGCUUUAGAAUUGGUGGCUGGGGAACGGCUCUACAAUGUUAUAGUAGACACAGAGGUUACUGGAAAAAAGUUACUAGAAAAGGGGGAAUUGAAACGUCGAUACACUAUAAUUCCACUCAAUAAAAUUUCAGCCAGAUGUAUUGCUCCAGAAACUCUGAGGGUCGCUCAGAAUCUUGUUGGUCCUAACAAUGUUCACGUGGCUCUUUCCCUGGUUGAAUACAAACCAGAACUUCAGAAAGCAAUGGAAUUUGUCUUUGGAACAACGUUUGUUUGUAAUAAUAUGGAUAAUGCCAAAAAAGUGGCGUUUGAUAAAAGGAUAAUGACUAGAACUGUAACCCUAGGGGGUGAUGUAUUUGAUCCUCAUGGGACAUUGAGUGGAGGUGCUCGAUCCCAGGCAGCUUCUAUUUUAACCAAGUUUCAAGAACUCAAAGAUGUUCAAGAUGAGCUGAGAAUCAAGGAAAAUAAGCUACAGACUCUAGACGAGGAAUUAGCAGGUCUUAAAAACACAGCUGAAAAGUAUCGCCAACUAAAACAGCAAUGGGAGAUGAAAACUGAGGAGGCAGAUUUAUUGCAAACCAAGCUUCAGCAAAGCUCAUAUCAUAAGCAACAAGAAGAAUUAGAUGCUCUUAAAAGAAUCAUUGAGGAAAGUGAGGAGACCUUAAAAAACACCAAAGAAAUUCAAAAAAAAGCAGAAGAAAAGUAUGAAGUAUUGGAGAAUAAAAUGAAAAAUGCAGAGGCUGAAAGGGAGCGAGAACUGAAGGAUGCUCAGGAAAAACUGGAUUUUGCCAAAACGAAAGCAGAUGCUUCCAGUAAGAAAAUGAAAGAAAAGCAACAGGAAGUUGAAGCUAUCACUCUGGAGCUGGAAGAGCUCAAGAGAGAGCACGCAUCCUAUAAGCAACAGCUUGAAGCUGUAAAUGAAGCUAUCAAAUCCUAUGAAGUACAGAUUGAAGUAAUGGCAGCUGAGGUCGCUAAAAAUAAGGAGUCUGUAAAUAAAGCCCAAGAAGAGGUGACCAAGCAAAAAGAAGUGAUAACAGCCCAAGACAAUGUAAUUAAAGCUAAAUAUGGCGAAGUAGCAACACAUAAGGAACAAAACAAUGAUUCUCAGCUUAAAAUUAAGGAACUGGACCACAACAUCAGCAAACAUAAACGGGAAGCUGAAGAUGCUGCUGCAAAGGUCGCCAAAAUGUUGAAAGACUAUGACUGGAUUAAUGCAGAGAAACACCUCUUUGGGCAACCUAAUAGUGCCUAUGAUUUCAAAACCAACAACCCAAAAGAAGCUGGUCAGAGACUUCAGAAGUUGCAAGAAAUGAAAGAGAAACUGGGGAGAAAUGUCAACAUGAGAGCUAUGAAUGUUCUGACAGAAGCUGAAGAGCGGUAUAAUGACUUGAUGAAGAAGAAGAGAAUUGUAGAAAAUGACAAAUCCAAAAUCCUUGCAACUAUAGAAGACCUUGACCAGAAGAAAAACCAAGCCCUAAAUAUUGCUUGGCAAAAGGUGAACAAGGACUUUGGGUCUAUUUUUUCUACUCUUUUGCCUGGUGCUAAUGCUAUGCUUGCACCACCAGAGGGGCAAACUGUAUUGGAUGGUCUGGAGUUUAAGGUUGCUUUAGGAAAUACUUGGAAAGAAAACCUAACCGAACUUAGUGGUGGUCAGAGGUCGUUAGUAGCUUUGUCAUUAAUAUUAUCCAUGCUCCUCUUCAAACCUGCUCCAAUAUAUAUCCUGGAUGAGGUAGAUGCAGCCUUGGACCUUUCUCACACCCAGAAUAUUGGACAGAUGCUGCGUACUCAUUUCACACAUUCUCAGUUCAUUGUGGUGUCACUGAAGGAGGGUAUGUUCAACAAUGCAAAUGUCCUUUUCAAAACCAAGUUUGUGGAUGGUGUUUCUACGGUAGCCAGAUUUACUCAGUGUCAAAAUGGAAAGAUUCCAAAAGAAACCACAUCCAAGGCAAAAGGACCCAAAUGACCACAUCUGGAAGUUAAAAGUACAAAUUUACUCCUUCACCUUGACCUGUUUUUUAAACAAAGAACUUUGGCUUUACUUAUUUAUGUAAAGAUGUAAUGUUUUGUUACCUAACCCAUAUCUUCUCUUCCUUUAUGUAAUCUCUUAUAAAUGAGUAUAGAUUCCUCUCUUCUUAAUUAAUGUAACUGUGGUCCAAUUACUGUGAUUGUGAUUUUAUGCAUGUCCUCAAAUGCUUUUUUCUUACACAGUUCUCAUAUAUAUAUAUAUAUAUUGGGGAGCCUGAGAUACAUGGUUGGUGGUAAAUUCUAAAAAAUCAAAGAAACAGAUGAAAUUAUAGGAUAAAUAUAGCUGAUAGUCAGCUUUUAAUUCGUUUAAUUCCUAAGGUAAUAUUAGUGUGUUUUCUGUUGUUAAGAAAGUCAUUUAGGUAAGGAAGACUUAUAAAGCAAGUAUCUGGACCAACAAUGGGAACACAAAGGACGCUGUUAGGCAUGCAGGAGCUGUUUGUGGUUAGUUCUGUGAAGAUACAAUGCCAGAGCCCUGAUGUAGACUCAG
Odobenus rosmarus divergens (Pacific walrus) is the source of this 4205-nucleotide messenger RNA. It is a transcript of the gene SMC2, whose product is annotated as structural maintenance of chromosomes 2. Gene Ontology annotation, biological process: chromosome organization. Gene Ontology annotation, molecular function: ATP hydrolysis activity; ATP binding; protein binding. The record is from RefSeq and is a predicted model, not a curated record. Bases 81 to 3656 code for a protein of 1191 amino acids. Gene Ontology annotation, cellular component: chromosome. The transcript is spliced from 24 exons. Lineage: Eukaryota; Metazoa; Chordata; Mammalia; Carnivora; Odobenidae.